This is a messenger RNA of Pipistrellus nathusii (Nathusius's pipistrelle), 5547 nucleotides long. The record is from the annotation of a GenBank genome assembly. Lineage: Eukaryota; Metazoa; Chordata; Mammalia; Chiroptera; Vespertilionidae.
AUGUAUGAGGGGAAGAAGACCAAGAACAUGUUCCUGACGCGGGCGCUGGAGAAGAUCCUGGCCGACAAGGAAGUGAAGAAGGCGCAUCACUCCCAGCUGCGCAAGGCGUGCGAGGUGGCGCUAGAGGAAAUCAAAGUGGAGACUGAAAAACAGAGUCCUCCUCAUGGAGAAGCAAAAGCUGGAUCAAGCACCCUUCCACCAGUGAAAUCAAAGGCAAAUUUUAUCGAAGCAGACAAGUACUUUUUACCCUUUGAAUUGGCCUGCCAGUCCAGAUGUCCCCGCAUAGUUAAUACAUCUCUAGAUUGUUUACAGAAGCUUAUUGCUUAUGGGCACUUGACUGGCAAUGCUCCAGAUAGUACAACACCAGGCAAAAAAUUAAUUGAUAGAAUUAUAGAAACAAUUUGUGGCUGUUUCCAAGGUCCUCAAACAGACGAAGGAGUUCAGUUGCAAAUAAUAAAGGCAUUACUUACUGCAGUAACAUCUCAACACAUAGAAAUUCAUGAAGGAACUGUACUGCAAGCUGUGAGAACAUGUUACAAUAUUUAUCUAGCAAGCAAAAAUCUCAUCAAUCAGACAACAGCCAAAGCUACUCUUACUCAGAUGCUAAAUGUGAUCUUUGCACGCAUGGAAAACCAAGCAUUGCAGGAAGCCAAACAAAUGGAAAAAGAGAGGCACCGGCAUCAUCAUCAUCUGUUGCAGUCUCCAGUAAGCCAUCAUGAGCCUGAGUCACCUCACCUUAGAUAUCUGCCACCUCAGACUGUUGAUCAUAUAUCCCAAGAACAUGAAAGAGACCUUGAUCCCCAUGCAAAUGAAGUGGAUAAAAGCCUUCAGGAUGACAUAGAACCUGAAAAUGGAUCUGAUAUUUCCAGUGCAGAAAAUGAACAGACAGAAGCUGAUCAGGCAACUGCAGCUGAAACAUUAUCUAAAAAUGAUAUAUUAUAUGAUGGAGAAAACCAUGACUGUGAGGAAAAGCCACAAGACAUUGUACAGAGCAUUGUAGAAGAAAUGGUGAACAUUGUUGUUGGAGAUAUGGGAGAAAGGACCAUAAAUGCAAAUGCAGAUGGCAACAUUGGAACUAUAGAGGAUGGUAGUGACAGUGAAAAUAUUCAUGCAAAUGGAAUUCCAGGAACACCAAUUUCUGUUGCAUAUACACCGUCCUUACCUGAUGACAGACUCUCUGUCUCUUCCAAUGAUACUCAGGAAUCUGGAAAUUCUUCAGGACCUUCACCUGGUGCUAAGUUUUCCCACAUUUUACAAAAGGAUGCCUUUUUAGUAUUCAGGUCAUUGUGUAAACUGUCAAUGAAACCCCUGUCAGAUGGACCACCAGAUCCAAAGUCUCAUGAGUUACGAUCCAAGAUUCUUUCAUUGCAGUUACUUCUAUCCAUUCUGCAGAAUGCAGGACCUGUUUUCAGGACAAAUGAGAUGUUUAUUAAUGCUAUUAAGCAGUAUCUGUGUGUUGCACUCUCAAAAAAUGGAGUCUCAUCUGUGCCAGAGGUUUUUGAGCUUUCUCUUUCCAUAUUUCUUACUUUGUUAUCGAAUUUCAAGACACACCUGAAGAUGCAAAUUGAGGUGUUCUUUAAAGAAAUUUUCCUAUAUAUUUUGGAAACUUCUACCAGCUCAUUUGACCACAAAUGGAUGGUUAUUCAGACUUUGACAAGGAUUUGUGCAGAUGCUCAGAGUGUAGUGGAUAUUUAUGUAAACUAUGACUGUGACUUAAACGCAGCAAAUAUAUUUGAAAGACUAGUUAAUGAUCUAUCAAAAAUUGCUCAAGGCCGGGGCAGUCAGGAACUUGGCAUGAGUAAUGUUCAGGAAUUAAGCCUGAGGAAAAAAGGUUUAGAGUGCUUAGUGUCGAUUUUGAAGUGCAUGGUUGAAUGGAGUAAGGAUCAGUAUGUGAACCCCAACUCUCAGACAACUCUUGGUCAGGAAAAACCCUCAGAACAAGAGACAAGUGACAUCAAACACCCUGAGACAAUAAACAGAUACGGAAGCUUAAAUUCCCUGGAGUCAACAUCAUCCUCAGGAAUAGGCAGCUACAGCACACAGAUGUCUGGCACCGAUAAUCCCGAACAGUUUGAAGUCCUAAAGCAGCAAAAAGAAAUAAUAGAACAAGGGAUAGAUUUGUUUAAUAAGAAACCAAAGAGAGGAAUACAGUACCUCCAAGAACAAGGGAUGCUUGGCACUACACCUGAAGAUAUCGCUCAAUUCUUACAUCAAGAGGAAAGAUUAGACUCUACUCAAGUGGGUGAGUUCCUGGGAGAUAAUGAUAAGUUUAACAAAGAAGUCAUGUAUGCAUAUGUGGACCAACAUGACUUUUCAGGAAAGGACUUUGUUUCGGCCCUUCGAAUGUUUCUAGAAGGAUUCCGUCUUCCAGGGGAAGCUCAGAAAAUUGAUCGAUUGAUGGAAAAAUUUGCUGCAAGAUAUCUAGAAUGCAACCAAGGACAAACCCUAUUUGCUAGUGCAGAUACUGCUUAUGUUCUGGCUUACUCAAUUAUUAUGCUGACCACAGAUCUUCACAGUCCACAGGUUAAAAAUAAAAUGACAAAGGAACAGUACAUUAAGAUGAAUAGAGGUAUCAAUGACAGUAAAGACCUUCCUGAAGAGUAUCUAUCAGCCAUCUACAACGAAAUAGCUGGCAAAAAGAUAUCAUUGAAAGAAACGAAAGAAUUAACAAUCCCUACAAAAUCAAGUAAGCAAAAUGUAGCAAGUGAAAAACAAAGAAGACUUCUUUAUAACUUAGAAAUGGAACAGAUGGCUAAGACAGCUAAAGCACUUAUGGAAGCCGUGAGCCAUGUUCAAGCACCUUUUACAAGUGCAACACAUUUGGAGCAUGUGAGACCCAUGUUUAAGUUGGCUUGGACACCUUUUCUUGCUGCAUUCAGUGUGGGUCUACAAGACUGUGAUGAUACUGAAGUAGCCUCUCUUUGCCUGGAAGGUAUAAGAUGUGCAAUCAGAAUUGCAUGCAUUUUCAGCAUUCAGCUGGAAAGAGAUGCGUAUGUUCAGGCACUAGCAAGAUUUACUUUACUUACAGUGAGUUCUGGUAUUACUGAAAUGAAACAGAAGAACAUUGACACAAUAAAAACGCUUAUCACAGUGGCUCAUACAGAUGGAAAUUAUUUAGGAAAUUCAUGGCAUGAGAUUCUGAAGUGCAUCAGUCAAUUGGAGCUUGCACAACUUAUAGGAACUGGAGUGAAACCUCGAUACAUUUCUGGAACAGUGCGAGGCAGAGAAGGAUCUCUUACUGGAACAAAAGAUCAGGCUCCUGAUGAAUUUGUGGGGCUAGGGCUGGUUGGAGGAAAUGUGGACUGGAAGCAGAUAGCAAGUAUUCAAGAAUCCAUUGGAGAAACCAGUUCUCAGAGUGUUGUUGUUGCUGUAGAUAGAAUAUUUACAGGGUCUACAAGGCUAGAUGGAAAUGCUAUUGUGGAUUUUGUCCGUUGGCUCUGUGCUGUGUCUAUGGAUGAAUUACUUUCCACUACACAUCCAAGAAUGUUUAGUCUACAAAAAAUAGUAGAAAUAUCAUAUUACAACAUGGGAAGAAUAAGAUUGCAAUGGUCUCGAAUUUGGGAAGUUAUUGGAGAUCAUUUUAAUAAGGUCGGCUGUAAUCCUAAUGAAGACGUAGCUAUUUUUGCAGUAGACUCCUUGAGACAGUUGUCAAUGAAGUUCUUAGAGAAAGGGGAGCUUGCUAAUUUCAGAUUCCAGAAGGAUUUCUUAAGACCUUUUGAGCAUAUAAUGAAACGGAACAGGUCUCCAACCAUUCGAGAUAUGGUUGUGCGAUGUAUAGCACAGAUGGUGAACUCUCAAGCUGCUAACAUUCGGUCUGGAUGGAAGAACAUUUUCUCUGUAUUUCAUCUAGCUGCAUCCGAUCAAGAUGAAAGCAUAGUGGAACUUGCAUUCCAAACAACAGGGCACAUUGUCACCCUUGUGUUUGAAAAACAUUUUCCAGCAACCAUUGAUUCUUUCCAGGAUGCAGUGAAGUGUUUGUCUGAAUUUGCAUGCAAUGCAGCUUUCCCAGACACAAGUAUGGAAGCAAUCCGACUUAUUCGCCAUUGUGCAAAAUACGUGUCUGACAGACCUCAGGCUUUUAAGGAAUAUACAAGCGACGAUAUGAAUGUGGCGCCUGAAGACAGGGUGUGGGUGAGAGGAUGGUUCCCCAUCCUCUUUGAGUUAUCCUGUAUCAUCAAUAGAUGCAAAUUAGAUGUAAGAACCAGGGGUUUAACAGUAAUGUUUGAAAUCAUGAAAACUUACGGCCACACUUACGAAAAGCACUGGUGGCAGGAUUUAUUUAGAAUUGUGUUCAGAAUCUUUGACAACAUGAAAUUGCCAGAACAGCAGACAGAGAAAGCUGAGUGGAUGACAACGACCUGCAAUCAUGCCCUUUAUGCCAUCUGUGACGUGUUCACUCAGUAUUUGGAGGUGCUCAGUGACGUGCUUUUGGAUGAUAUUUUUGCCCAGCUGUACUGGUGUGUGCAGCAAGACAAUGAGCAGUUGGCACGAUCUGGUACAAACUGCUUAGAGAAUGUUGUUAUCCUGAAUGGGGAAAAAUUUACCCUAGAAAUCUGGGAUAAAACUUGUAACUGCACACUGGAUAUCUUCAAAACUACAAUCCCACAUGCGCUUCUGACAUGGCGUCCCACUUCCGGAGAAACUGUUCCCCUGCCUUCUUCUCCUGUGAAUGAAAAACAAUUGGAUACAAUAUCACAGAAAUCUGUAGAUAUCCAUGACUCUGUUCAACCAAGAUCUGCAGAUAAUAGACAGCAAGCAACAUUGACUUCUGUCUCUACUGUGAAUGAAGAAGCCAACAAACUUAAACCUUCAGCAAAAUAUCCAGAACAAAAACUGUUUGCUGCCCUGUUGAUUAAAUGUGUUGUGCAGCUGGAACUCAUCCAGACUAUAGACAACAUUGUGUUCUUCCCCGCUACAAGCAGGAAGGAGGACGCGGAGAACUUAGCUGCAGCCCAGAGAGAUGCCGUGGACUUUGAUGUUCGAGUUGAUACUCAAGACCAAGGGAUGUACCGCUUUUUAACAUCACAACAGCUUUUUAAGCUACUGGACUGCUUAUUAGAGUCACAUCGAUUUGCAAAAGCAUUUAAUUCCAACAAUGAACAGAGGACGGCUCUGUGGAAAGCAGGCUUUAAAGGCAAAUCCAAACCCAACCUCCUGAAGCAGGAGACGAGCAGCCUGGCCUGUGGGCUGCGCAUUCUCUUCCGGAUGUACAUGGACGAGAGCCGGGUCAGCGCCUGGGAGGAGGUCCAGCAAAGGCUUCUCAAUGUGUGCAGUGAAGCACUGAGUUACUUCCUUACUCUGACAUCGGAGAGUCAUCGGGAGGCUUGGACUAACUUACUGCUCUUGUUUCUGACCAAAGUCCUGAAGAUAAGCGAUACCAGGUUCAAAGCUCACGCAUCAUUCUACUACCCUCUCUUAUGUGAAAUUAUGCAGUUUGACUUGAUUCCUGAACUUCGUGCUGUUCUUAGAAGAUUUUUUCUGCGAAUCGGAGUGGUUUUUCAGAUUUCACAACCACCUGACCAGGAACUUGGAAUAAACAAGCAGUGA